UGACGUCAUAAUAUGACGCGUGACGUAAACUCUCCGCGCCGUGAAGCAGUGAAGGCGAUGGCGGUGUCCCAACCGAGAGAAGAGAAAGAGAGCGAGGAUUGCUCUCUGCUGCCUUUAGUUCACGAUAUUAUCAAAUGCAUGGACAAGGACAGCCAGGAUGUCCACCAAGAACUGGCCAAGCUGAAGGCAAAGAUCCAGGAGGCUCGGGAGCUCAUAUCCAACAUGCCCGGGGUAGACAGCAGUCCGCCGGAGCAGCAGCAGCAGCUCGCUACCCUGCGGGAACAGGUCCAAACCAAGAACCAGCUACUGCAGAAAUACAAGAGUCUCUGCAUGUUUGACGUGCCGAAAGCAUCGUGAAAGCGGGGACCCGAUAGCUGCAUUGACUGGAGGAAGCGCACACACGGAAAACACAAGGAAGUAAGGACGGGUUUGGUUUCUUCCCGACCUGUGGAGCAGAUGUGGCGUUCAAGAACACCGGGAGGACAUUUAAAUGAACACUGACUUAUUUCCCCUCAAUUGCAUCUAAUGUCGUCCGAUUUCCGUCACGCACGUUCUUUUUCCUUGCUAAAAUGCAAACUUAGUUUAUAGUAUUUGUAUUAAAGGUUGUUUUCAGUAAAUCUACUGCAAUGUUUUGUAAUAAAAUCAUUGAUUAUCAACUAGUGUCUUAAAUCCUCUUUUUGAUUUCUACAACGAGUCGUACACAAUAUUUUAAUCAUUAUUUGGUCCCAGCAUCUUUUUGACAGAAAAUGUAUAGGCAAAGUGACCAUUUUGUCAAUAGUGGAUUAUCAAAUAGAUGUAUUAGUGGCAAUAAUAAAUUGCCCUUGACAAGAGA
This is a messenger RNA of Pungitius pungitius (ninespine stickleback), 832 nucleotides long. RefSeq names its product mediator complex subunit 9 (gene med9). The record is from RefSeq and is a predicted model, not a curated record. Gene Ontology annotation, molecular function: transcription coregulator activity. Gene Ontology annotation, cellular component: mediator complex. Lineage: Eukaryota; Metazoa; Chordata; Actinopteri; Perciformes; Gasterosteidae. The transcript has 2 exons. Gene Ontology annotation, biological process: regulation of transcription by RNA polymerase II. Bases 13 to 357 code for a protein of 114 amino acids.